CGUACCCAGAGCCGUCGUUCCUCUUGGUCAGCGCCGAGAAACGAGGACUCUGGCACACAGCGUUCUCACCAACAGGAUUUUCUGUUGUUCCGGUUUUAUGGCGCAUGCGUGAGCCAUUUUCAAAAUGGCGGAGAGUUUGAUAAUCGAUAGGUUUCACCAGGCGAUAAAUAUAUCACUGAAAACUCUCGGAAAAGAAUCUCUAAAUCUCAAAGAAGCUCAGUACGAAGCGAUCAAGGCUGUGGUCUUAGAUAAAAAGGAUACYUUGGCUGUUUUACCGACUGGUUAUGGAAAGUCAUUGAUUUAUCAAUGCCUCCCGUUCGUAUUUGAAGAACUCGACUCUACCAAAUCUACCGUCCUGGUGGUAUCUCCACUCAAUGCAUUGAUGCAAGACCAGAUUGAAAAACUUAAAGAUAAAGUUUCUUGCACAGUUAUCAAGACAAACGAUGCUCAGAGUAAUCUUACAUGUGACUGCAAACUUGUCUUUGCUCACCCAGAGGUGUUCACCUCAAAAUACUUCUCUACGUCUCCUCUCAUGAAAACUCUCAGUAAAUCUGUAAAAGCCAUUGUCAUCGAUGAGUCUCACCUUGUUGUUGAAUGGAAAACUUUUCGCCCAGCCUAUGGAAAAGUGUCCAUGCUGUCAAGUGUUUUUCCACAUGUACCAGUACUUGCCCUAACAGCCACUGCGACAGUUGCUAUGAAGAAAAAUAUCACGKAGUCUUUAGGACUUUGUGAUCCACAAGUGAUUGCAGUUAAUYCUGAUAGGCAAAACAUUUUCUUUUCAUCAUUCCUUAGAAAGGCUAGUGGAGAUGAUAAACUAGUUGAAAUCUUACAGCCUUUAGUAAAGGAGCUAAGGAGGGAAAGGCAAGAUUUCCCUUUGACUUUGAUUUAUGGAAACCUUGAUACUAUUGCUGAAUGUUAUACGUAUUUUAGCCAGUCAUUGGGUGUGGAGCAGUAUAGUGAACAAAAUGGUGAAAAGGGUGCCAGGAACAGGCUCUUHACCCAGUUCCAUGCUCAAUAUCCAGAGCAUGAAAGACAGAGAAUCGUUAGUGAACUGGCCAAUGGAACAUCGAAACUUAGAAUCCUUUUUGUGACCGUUUCCUUCGGCAUUGGCAUUGACAUAAAGAAUAUAAGAAGAGUUAUUCAUAUUGGGGUUCCGUAUACUAUGGAAGAAUAUUUUCAGGAAGCUGGAAGAUGUGGUAGGGAUGGUCUGCCAGCAAAAGCAUUUAUUUAUUAUAAUGCAUAUGAUAUUUCAAAAUCAAAAAGUCAAAUGUCUGAUGUCAUGAGAGAGUUUGUAAAGUUAAGCAACAGAUGCAAGAGAGAAUUCAUCCUACAUUAUUUUGGCCAUCCAACACCAUCAAGAAGAAUGCUUSAAGAUCACACAUGUUGUGACUUCCAUAAAUCUAUAUGUCAGUKUGACAGUUGCUUGAUGCAGGACAUUGAAGCGUCUCAACAAGCACUGUCAUUACAAGAAUCACCUGUACCCUCUAGAUCCCUUGAUUAUAGAGCCAGGAGUCUCUCUGACAAUACUAAGGAGAAACUGCAUAAUGCCUUGGUUGACUACCGGCUGAGUCUUCAUGGUUCAGGACCAUCUUGUGUUGGAGGGUUAGACUUGGCAACAGGUUUCAGCAUAGAGCUUAUURACAUGAUAGUUGAGAAAGCACCACAACUUCAUUCAUUAGAAGAUAUCAAAGAUAAUUUGCCUAUUUUCAGCAAUGAACACACAGAAAAAAUCUUUACCAUUCUUCAGCUUCAUGUAAAAUCACUGAGGUAAUUACCUUUAUUCACUUGUAAAUUCUCAUCUUGUAUAAUUUUGUAUGAUUUCAUUGUUUAAACUAAAUAGACCAAGUUAUCACAGCUAGCAUGAAAAUUUAAAUAUUUGAUUUGACAAAAAUAAUUCCAGUACCAUCUUGUUUACAUUGACAAUCAUUAAAAUGACAAGUUUCAAAGAGAUUGAUCUCAUAUAGGCAAAGAUAUGAAUUUUCAAAAGUAUGCAUUUUCACAUAUAAAUCAUUGUAACCAGUCGUGCAUACCCCGUGACAAUGACCCCAUGAGCCCUUGAAUUCUCAAGGUACUGUAAGCACACUCAAAAUACAAAACGUUGAAAAAUCUAAUCUCAUUUAAAAGCUAUCUCUUUGAGACUUCACAUCUGUUACAAUAAAUGCGUUCAUUCACUGUUUUUUUUUUUUUUUUUUUUUGUUAAAUGAAUAUUUGAAAAUGUCAUUUUGGCACAAUAUAAGUAAUGUAAAGUUCAAUAUAAAUAUUGGCACUAUAUACAUGACCAUUUUUUUCAAUAUUUUUGUUAGACACUUACUAAAGUUAAUUGUUGUGUAUUUGAAACCAAGUGAACCAUUCAAAUGCAUUUAUUAUAGCUUAAUAAUAUAAUCAUGUAUAAGUAUUUUACAUUAUUUUAUACAUCUGAAAAUUUKUAGUAUUUAUAAUAUAUCAGUUACAAACUUAGUUGGACUGUCUAGCAGUAGAGUAA
Molecule: messenger RNA, 2482 nt
Organism: Exaiptasia diaphana
Lineage: Eukaryota; Metazoa; Cnidaria; Anthozoa; Actiniaria; Aiptasiidae
Product: ATP-dependent DNA helicase Q-like SIM
Exons: 1
Coding region: 125-1771 (548 amino acids)
Biological process (GO): double-strand break repair via homologous recombination
Cellular component (GO): cytoplasm; chromosome; nucleus
Molecular function (GO): ATP binding; four-way junction helicase activity; nucleic acid binding
Source: RefSeq, a predicted model, not a curated record